Panicum virgatum (switchgrass) is the source of this 1062-nucleotide messenger RNA. RefSeq lists its product as uncharacterized. The transcript is spliced from 2 exons. The coding region runs from base 1 to 1062 and encodes 353 amino acids. Lineage: Eukaryota; Viridiplantae; Streptophyta; Magnoliopsida; Poales; Poaceae. The record is from RefSeq and is a predicted model, not a curated record.
AUGCCCCACCGCGUCGCCGCCCUCCUCCUGCUCCUCCCGCUCACCGCCGCGUCGGAGGAAGCUGCGCCGGCGGCCGCUCCGCCGGUGGAGGCAGUUGCCGUGACCGCGGCCGCGCUGCUGGACCGGCACACGGCGCAGCUCGCGAGGCUGGAGGAGCUCGCGGAGUCGCUCGGCAGGUCCGUCCGCGCGCUCGAGUCCGCGCUCGCCAGAUCCGUGGACGGGCUCACCAAGUACUUCGCCGUGGGAGACUCCCGCGGCUGCGUCUUCGUCUUCUCCGCCGCCGGGGACGCGCUGCUCGACCUCGAGGCUGCCUCCGGCGAGUCCCAGUCACCGCACUCCUCGCCUACCUCUCGCCGCGCCGCACCGACUGCCUCCUCUUCACCGGCCACGCCGACGGCUUCAUUGCCGCGCACCGCCUCAUCGAGUCGUCCCCGCACAGCCGCAUCCUCCCGCCUCCUUGUCCGCGGCAUCGAUGCCUCCCCCGUGGUCCACCUCGAGGCCCACCACGCCGGCCGCGCGCGCUACGUGCUCGCCUGCAACGCCGGCGACCGCAUCCGCGUCUUCACGGAGACAUCCGCGUCUUCACAGGCCACGGCCGCCUCUUCCUCACCGAGGCUGGAGCUGCCUCGCUCGACCUCCGCUCCAUAUUUUCAUAACCCUAACACACACUCUCCUGCCUCCUACACCCGCCGCCGCCACUGCCGGCGGCCUCCUCCACCUCUGCCGCUGCCUCCGGCGCGCCGUCACCCCUUCCUUCAGUGCGCCACCGCCCUGCUCCUCCACUCCGACAGCGUGCUCCGCGCCCUGCUCCCUUGUGCAGCCGCCGCGGCUCCCCUGCGGAGCCGCCCCUUGCCCCCCGACCCGCCGCCGGCUCCCCCGCGCGCUCGCCCGCCGGCCGUGCCCGCGUGCCGCGUGACCCACUCCUGCGCCGCCGCCUCCGCGGCCUGCUCCUGCGUCGAUGCGCCCGCAACCCGCUCCUGCGCCGCCGCGCUCCGCUGUCUGCUCCUGGCGCGCCUUGCCCCGCGCGGGAGCGCCGCCGGCGGCCUUCGUGCUGCUGUGUGA